AAUCCCAACCAUAUCAGCAACAAGGAUAUCAUCCAACGUCUCAACUUUUUGUACCAAGCCAGCACCCUGCUCGGCACCAUAUCGCAUCCUUCCCCUGCGCACACAUCGGUGACAUGCAGCCCAGACGCACGACAUCAGCCAAAGCGCAACAGAGUUGUCACAACUUCUGAACUCUCAAGGAGCUAUAUAGAUACAAUGAAGAUCGUCGGGCAGAAAACUAACACGAAGAUAGACCCCUCCGUCAAGCGCAGUUUGUGCAAAAGCUGCAGCUCGGUACUUGUGCCGGGCAUUUCCGCUACGGUCCGGGUCAAAAAUUCGGCUUCACACGGCCACCUCGUUUCCUAUGUAUGUCAUGUUUGCCAGUCGGAACGUCGCAUACCGGCUCCGCCU
Molecule: messenger RNA, 390 nt
Organism: Pisolithus orientalis
Lineage: Eukaryota; Fungi; Basidiomycota; Agaricomycetes; Boletales; Pisolithaceae
Product: RNAse P, Rpr2/Rpp21 subunit
Exons: 3
Biological process (GO): tRNA processing
Cellular component (GO): nucleolar ribonuclease P complex
Source: RefSeq, a predicted model, not a curated record